Gymnodraco acuticeps is the source of this 1470-nucleotide messenger RNA. It is a transcript of the gene ocstamp, whose product is annotated as osteoclast stimulatory transmembrane protein. NCBI's taxonomy places the organism in Eukaryota, Metazoa, Chordata, Actinopteri, Perciformes, Bathydraconidae. The record is from RefSeq and is a predicted model, not a curated record. Gene Ontology annotation, cellular component: membrane.
CACACACACACACUCCAGCAUCCAGUGUUCAGAGAGCAUGAAGCUCAUCCCAGAGGAUAUCAUCACGGCCGUCAGAUCCUCCUCCUGCAGACAGGUGUUAAGCUCCGCCCUCCUCCACCUGUGGGAUGUGUUCUCAGCUCCUGCUCCUCAGGGCAGAAACCUUCUCACGCUGCUGGUUCUCUGCUUCAGCCUCGCCCUGCUGACCGGCCUCCUGAUGCUCCUCUGGCUCUCAGACUCCCUCAGAUACUCCUCACAAACCUGCCUGCUGACCUCCAGCAUCUACAGCGUGUCCAUCUUCCUGCUGUCCUCCCUGAUCCCCCCCCUGCGGUGCGUCCUCACGCUCUCCCUCCCCACCGUCUGCACCCGGCAGGGCCGAAAGCUCCUCCUCACGGCCUCCGUCAUGAUCCUGGUCCUCAACGUGAUCCCAAACAUCUCCUCCAACGUAGGCUCCGUCGCUCGAAUCCUAAAGUGCACGGCCGAGGGUUUCACCAGGACUCUUCUGAACUCCUCAGAACCUCUGAAUGCAGCCAAGAAAGAUCUGGUUCUGGAGACUAUUAAAGUCCGGAGGGAGGAUUUGAGCCUUGUGACCAACCUGAGAAAGUUGGAUCUCUUCACUCACGUUGAUUUGUCGGCAGUUAAAAGCAGGUUCGGGCAGAUCAUCGCGCAGAUAGAGGGCGACUUCUCCCACGCCAGAAACACUCUGAAACACUACAAGCUGCUGUCGAACCGCGUUCUUGCCGCCAUGUUUGUCGCCGCGCUGAUAUUUGAAUCUGCUCGUUACCUGAAGUCUUACCUGGGAUCCGUUCAGUUCGAUAAUGAACACGUCUCUAAGGAGGACGAGGCCGAUCGUAAAGGUUGUCCCACGAGCUGCAGGAUGAGCGGUCAGGAGUUCACUUCCUGCUUCCUGUCUCUGCUCGUGGUCACGUUGUAUUUCAUGGCGAUAACGUUGGUGGUCGCUCUGGAUCACGUCGUGUUUCUGAUCGUUCAGGCCGCGCUGCCGUGGGUCCUGGAGUUCCCACCGACGACGGCCAGCAUCAGUGUCGAUUAUAAGGUGAAAUGGUUCCCUCCGGCCCUCUGUCUGAUCCCAGAGUUGUGCUUCAGUCGGGAGCUCACACACUUCCACAGAGACUACAGCUGGACCUUUGACCCCGAGCCCUCCCUGUGCGAGGCGUCCGUCGCCCCCCCCAGCCCGGGCGUCUCCCUGCUGCUCGGCUUCCUCUGGAUCCUCAGCUACCUCCUCGUCUUCAUCGAGGUCUACGCCCGCCGGCUGAGAAGGAACAUCUCAGCGUCCUUCUUCAGAGAGCAGGAGGAGAGGAGGAGGGAAUACCGGAGGGAGAAGGAAGUCCAAGAGGAGCAGAGAAAACAGAAACACGUCACGUCUGUUCUGGUUCGGUGAAAGAGUGACACAUACAUGCUUUUGUUUCCCUGUAAAUGUUCCUCUUUGAUAUCAGACAUCUCUCUGCCUGUACA